GAGGAGGCCACUGCAGGGCCCGGUGCCUGAGGAGGAGUCGGAGAUGGCAGCGGCAGAAGCAGUGCACCACAUCCAUUUGCAGAACUUCUCGCGCUCGCUGCUUGAGACCCUCAAUGGCCAGAGGUUGGGCGGGCACUUCUGCGACGUGACUGUGCGCAUACGUGAGGCUUCGUUGCGGGCGCACAGAUGCGUGCUGGCUGCUGGCUCGCCCUUCUUCCAGGACAAGUUGCUGCUUGGCCACUCCGAGAUCCGUGUGCCGCCGGUGGUGCCCGCACAGACGGUGCGCCAGCUGGUAGAGUUCCUCUACAGCGGCUCGCUCGUGGUGGCUCAAGGUGAAGCACUACAAGUGCUCACAGCUGCGUCGGUGCUUCGCAUCCAAACAGUCAUCGACGAGUGCACACAGAUUAUCGCGCGCGCGCGCGCCCCAGGUGCCCCGGCGCCCACGCCCUUACCUGCAUCGGUGCCCCCACCACUCGCGCCCGCACAGCUGCGCCACCGCCUGCGCCACUUACUGGCUGCGCGUCCCCUGGGGCACCCCGGCGUCGCGCACAGUCGCAAGCAGCGCCAGCCUGCUCGUCUGCAGCUGCCUGCGCCCCCCGCGCCGGCCAAAGCUGAGGGGCCGAAUACUGAGCCAGCACUGCCCGCGGCCCCUGGGGACAGAGGUGAUGAUGACGACGAUGAGACGGAUGAUGAGACUGAGGGAGAGGACGGUGAAGGCGGUGGCCCAGGUGAGGGCCAGGCGCCCUCUUCCUUUCCCGACUGUGCCGCGAGCUUCCUCACCACCCCUGACAGCGCUCAGGAAGACCCCACUGGGCCCACCAGCCUUGCUGACUAUGGCGGUGCGGGGAGAGAUUUCCUUCGGGGAGCUGCUGUGGCCGAGGACAUAUUCCCAGACAGCUAUAUGUCCGCUUGGCACGAGGAGGAUGGCACUGCUGCCGAAGGCUGUCCCACCGAGCCCCCUGUCCCGACCGACUGUGCCCUAGUUGGGCCCCGCCCGCCUGGCGUGAAGACCCCUGGGCCACCUGUUGCACUCUUCCCCUUUCACCUGGGCGCCCCUGGGCCCCCAGCGCCAACCCCUCCCACAACAUCAGGGCCAGCCCCUGCACCCCCAUCGGCCUUCUACCCUGCGCUCCAGCCAGACCCAGUCCCCAGCGCUCAACUUGGAGAAGCCCAGGCCCCCGCUGUGGCUCCUACCAUGGUUCCCUCAGGCACUACUGUGCGCGCCACGGGUGCAGAGCAGCCGGCCUAUGAGUGUAGCCACUGCCGCAAGACGUUCAGCUCUCGGAAGAACUAUACCAAGCACAUGUUCAUUCACUCGGGGGAGAAGCCGCACCAGUGUGCAGUUUGCUGGCGAUCCUUCUCAUUGCGCGACUACCUGCUCAAGCAUAUGGUCACGCACACCGGUGUGCGCGCCUUCCAGUGUGCGGUUUGCGCCAAGCGUUUCACUCAGAAGAGCUCUCUCAACGUGCACAUGCGCACGCACCGGCCGGAGCGUGCGCCCUGUCCUGCCUGCGGCAAGGUCUUCUCACACCGCACGCUGCUGGAGCGUCACCUGGCUGCACACCCUACCCCCUGAUGGGGAUGUUCAAGGUGGGAAUCCACCAUCUGGCGAAGUAGGUCGCACCAGCUGUGGCGCCUUGAUCACAUUACUUCCAUCACACUGCAUUGAUCGCUUCUGAGUGCAGACCUUACCCUUUACCCACUCCUACUCCCUUCUGGUGGACCUGGAGCCCAGCCUACCUUAUUCCCUCCUGCCCUUGCUCAUUCCUGCAUGUACCUGGACUUUCCAGCUGAGGCAGGGAAUGGUCAAGGACCCUAUCACCUCUGAGAACUGGACCAUUUCCAGACGGCAUUGGGCGCCCAGACUGUCGGAGCCAGCCGGGGAUUAGGGUUCCCAACGCCGGUUUGCGCCCUGCCCACUCCAGAGGUGUGGUGGAGUUAAGCUGUCCUCUGCCCUAGUUUUAGGCUGGCCAAGGUCUCUUGCCCUCCCACCUGGAGAUACCCCUCCCUGAGCUAAGGCUCAGUUGAACAUAAACCCAUCAUGGAAUGGGUCAGACUUUGAGAUUCCACUGUAAUAAAGGAUG
Castor canadensis (American beaver) is the source of this 2084-nucleotide messenger RNA. RefSeq names its product zinc finger and BTB domain containing 45 (gene Zbtb45). The record is from RefSeq and is a predicted model, not a curated record. Gene Ontology annotation, molecular function: protein binding; DNA-binding transcription factor activity, RNA polymerase II-specific; RNA polymerase II cis-regulatory region sequence-specific DNA binding. Lineage: Eukaryota; Metazoa; Chordata; Mammalia; Rodentia; Castoridae. Gene Ontology annotation, biological process: regulation of transcription by RNA polymerase II.